UCCUGAGAACGACACAAACAGGCUUCAUUCUGUGGCGUCUGCACAGAGAGGGAAGGAUGAAGUUUUUGGAGCUGUUUGGGCGUCUGAAAUCCGUCGUUAUCGGAAUGAUCCACGUGAAAGCGUUGCCAGGUAGCCCACUGGGCUCUUUGAAAAUGUCUGAAAUCAGCGAGGCGGCGUGCCGGGAGGCAGCGAUCUACAGAGACGCGGGGGUUGAUGGACUGAUCGUUGAAAACAUGCACGAUGUGCCGUACUCUCUGAGCGUGGGCGCCGAGGUGAGCGCCUGCAUGACCGCCGUCUGCUGCAGCGUUAGGGCCGUCUGUCCGUCCCUGCCGAUAGGAGCGCAGAUCCUGACUGCAGCCAAUCAGCAGGCUCUGGCUGUGGCUCUGGCUUCAGGCCUGGACUUCAUCAGGGCUGAGGGCUUCGUCUUUGCUCACGUGGCAGACGAAGGCCUCCUGAACGCCGGCGCCGGGGAGUUACUGCGGUACCGCAAACAGAUCGGAGCUGAGCACGUGCAGAUCUUCACCGACAUCAAGAAGAAGCACAGCUCUCACGCCCUGACGUCAGACGUGAGCGUCGCAGAGACGGCGCGUGCUGCUGAGUUCUUCCUCUCAGACGACGUUUCCCAGUCUGUGGGAAUCCCCGUGCUGAUUGGCUCAGGAGUGACCUAUGACAAUGUCGAGAGCUACCUGGAUGCAAACGCGAUGAUAGUGGGCUCCCACUUUAAGCUGGGCGGGCACUGGGCCAACGAGGUGGACCCGCAGCAGGUGAAGAGGUUCAUGGGGAAAAUCCGGAAGCUCCGGCAGUGAGCGAGCCCCCACCAUAAAGACACGCAGACCGCAGCGUUAGAAAAUCUCAAAAACUUUAUUUUGCUUUUUUUAAACAUUUUAUAAAUACACACAAAUAAAAACAAAUUAAAAUCUCACAUUUGUGUCAAAUAAAAAGUAGAAAAGCAGCAGGAACGCUGCAAAGGUCAAGAGGUCAACUCAUCACACACUUUAACACGCAGAAGAAGAAGAGCGAAGCGACCGAGCACGAAGCUCUGACAUCAUCAACAUUAAUAUGAGCAGCGGCUGUUCGGCCGCGCGGCGCCCUGCUGAUAAUAAAGUUUACAGAAGAAUGAAAAA
Messenger RNA from Neolamprologus brichardi, 1124 nucleotides. The record is from RefSeq and is a predicted model, not a curated record. Lineage: Eukaryota; Metazoa; Chordata; Actinopteri; Cichliformes; Cichlidae.